AUGCCUGAGGUCAUCGACCUCGUCUCGGGUUCCGAGUCGGAUGCGGAUUCCUCCGCUGACAGCGAGGUUCAAUUUGCCGGCUACCAUCGCGAUGUGAACAAAAGUACUCAACACGCUACCACACUGGAAGAAGACGGCUAUGUUUACGCAGGCUUCAAGGCCCUCCCUCAACCGAAGAUCCCCAAAUCCAUCGUCAAACGCAAGAAACCGGAAGUCAUCAGCUUACUCGAUAGCGAUGACGAGGAGCCGCAGCACAAGAGCCAGGCGGAGCUUCAGCGUGAUCUUGAACGCGAAGAGGAAGAGGAUUACGUUACCACACUCGCCGCUCUCGACCUCGAUGAUGAUGCGAAUUGGGGCAAUAGGCUAAAUCUACAGAAAGCUUACCUGGAAGUCAACGACGAAGGGGAUGCUCAUGUUGAACUCGCUCUCAGUGCCGCUGCAACAGCUGUUGACAAGAAGAUAUCUGAACGUGCUUUCCGUCGGCUUGCAGAGCUGCCUCAAGACUACUUUGAUCUUGAGCUAUCCCCAGAGAGGACGUACAAGACUCCCCAUGUAUAUCAGCAGAUGCCACCGCCUAUUUUCCUUGCUGCACCCACUUUCAAUAUACACAAGUCAAGCAGUAUCACAAAUGUUAUAGGCGCGAGACGCUUCCAGUCGAUAACCGGACACCCAUCGACUGGCCACCUCGUCGCCAACAAGACGAUACACUAUGCAGGCGGAGGUUGGACCCUCCUUCCUUUUGGCUCCGUUCAGCAAGCGGGAUGGGAGUAG
Molecule: messenger RNA, 771 nt
Organism: Dichomitus squalens LYAD-421 SS1
Lineage: Eukaryota; Fungi; Basidiomycota; Agaricomycetes; Polyporales; Polyporaceae
Exons: 4
Coding region: 1-771 (256 amino acids)
Source: RefSeq, a predicted model, not a curated record